AUGCUUCGACCUGGAUCUCUCAUCUAUCUCCACCCUCUUCCUUUAAGCAAACUACGAACUCUUCUUCCUCGUUCAUUCCGCCCGAAUAACAGACAAAUCUCCUCUUCGUCCAACACUAUCAUCGACACGACCGUCGAGCAAAGUAGCUCAAUUUUCGACCCCUUAGCCUCUCUCCUUCUUUCUUCUCCGUUACCUUCUUAUGGAUUGACGAUAAUACUCCUCACUAUCGCCUUGAGAGGCAGUGUGACGCUCCCCAUGACUUUGUGGCAGAGACGGAGGUUGGAAAGAGGACGAUUAUUGGUUUCCCCUGCAAUGAGAAGGUGGAAUGAAGAAUUGGCUGGACCGAUAGCUAAGGAAAGUAGGAAGAAAGGGUUGGAUUAUGCUGGUUACAAGAGGGAGCUGAAGGCAGCUCUUGCUGAAAAACAAUCCCAACUACACAGGAAAUACCACACACACCCAUUACCUACAUUAAUCGGACCGCUGGCAGUACACAUUCCGCUCCUGAUCUUAUUCUCCAACACCAUCCGUCGUGCUCUCGAAUUACCCCUAUCUUCCAUGGGCUCGGAAACGUUUUCAUGGCUCUCGCAAUUGGGUCAGCCAGAUGGAUCGGGGAUCUUACCUGUCUUAGGGGGUAUGUUGGCUUUUGCCAAUGCCGAAAUGGCCAGUAGGAGGGUACGGGGGAUGACAAAAGCGGAAGAUGGCACUGCUCCUCACCCACCCUCAUCAUCAUCCAGCCGAAUCGCUUCUUCUUCUACCCCUUCGACCUCUUCUCAAGAAGCUGGCAGAUCGAGUCCGCAGGUUCGAUCGACGACUUUAACGGCUGAAGGAACUUCGGCUCCGACGCUCCAACCAUACGGCAGUACAUCGAAGCCAUCUCCAGCUGAUCAUUCCGCCAAUCCCUCACCGAGUACGGAAAACCGAAGCGUUUCGGGAUCAUCACAGGCGCCACGAAGGAAGAAGGUCGAUCCCGAUUUAGUGAAAAAGAGGAAAUUGUCUACUUCGUCAAUAUUGCUUGCCGGAGAGGAAAAGAGGACCAUACCUGUAGAACACCUCACCGACGUGUCUCUUGGAGAGGGAAAGCCUAAUGCGGUGAGGGAUAGCGAGAUAAGGAGCACGUUUGUCACGGCUGCAAUGAGAGUGGGAGCUGUGUUAUUCAUUCCCAUAGCCUCUCAAACACCUAGUGCCGUGGCACUCUACUGGACUACAUCCAUGGCUUUCACAUUGUUCCAGAAUCAUAUCUUCGACGUGUUAGACAGACGUCAGGCGUCAUUGUUUUCCUCAUGUUCCACUUCCGCACACAGCUUAACCCGGCUCAAUCAAGUUCAACAUGAAGGGCGAACAACCAAGACAGUAAAGGACUAG
Tremella mesenterica DSM 1558 is the source of this 1362-nucleotide messenger RNA. RefSeq lists its product as uncharacterized. The transcript is spliced from 3 exons. The coding region runs from base 1 to 1362 and encodes 453 amino acids. Gene Ontology annotation, biological process: protein insertion into mitochondrial inner membrane from matrix; mitochondrial respiratory chain complex IV assembly. Gene Ontology annotation, molecular function: membrane insertase activity. Gene Ontology annotation, cellular component: mitochondrial inner membrane. The record is from RefSeq and is a predicted model, not a curated record. NCBI's taxonomy places the organism in Eukaryota, Fungi, Basidiomycota, Tremellomycetes, Tremellales, Tremellaceae.